Diabrotica virgifera virgifera (western corn rootworm) is the source of this 926-nucleotide messenger RNA. RefSeq lists its product as uncharacterized. The transcript has 3 exons. The record is from RefSeq and is a predicted model, not a curated record. The coding region runs from base 66 to 830 and encodes 254 amino acids. NCBI's taxonomy places the organism in Eukaryota, Metazoa, Arthropoda, Insecta, Coleoptera, Chrysomelidae.
UCAAAAUUGACAAAAAAUAUGUGUUAAUCUGUGCUUUGUGUAUAAUAUUUAAAGUUUAUUUAAUUAUGGGAAAAUUUUUAGCAGUAUCAUCGGCAUAUUUGUUAAUAUGCAGCGGAUACCAAAUUUUUAGAGUACCUUUCGAUCCAUUAAUACAAUAUUUGAUUCCCUUUUAUAUAUUUUUAACUGCAGUGUUUCUGCUUCUUUACGACCUAAGGUUGUAUCCAAAACCAUUAAGAAAACUGGAUAAAUUAAGUCAGACAGCUGUAGAGUUUUUAGUGGCUGUAUUUUUAAUGGAAAACAUAAUUUUAGACUUCUGGAUUCCUUUACAAGAUGGGACAGCAUCUGUAACGUAUACAUUAGCAGAAAAACUUGACGAGAUAAAUUACUAUGAAUUUUAUCCAUUAAGAAUAAUUACCGAAAUCCUUGAAACUUCAAUAUUUAAUACAUGUGUGAUUUAUAUCCUCAGUAUAUUCUUUUUGCUUUCUUGCCUACAUGCGAUAAGGGCUGUCGACUUUAGGGCCUUGGACGAAGGGCCUUCUUGCUUCUUUAGUGACAUUGUGUACAGAUCAAAACGAUUUAUGAAAAAGAAAUUUAAAACUUUGGGACUUCAGCGAAAAAAACGGGUUAAAAUACUAGAAACAGAAGAUAUGGUAAAGAAGCGUAAGAAGUCUGAAAAAGAUGUUUGUAAUUGUAAUCUGAUUGACAAUGAUAUUAAGUUAGAUAACCUGUCUGUGCAAGAUUAUGGCUUAGACGAUUUGGAUGACCUAUCUUUUAAAUUUAGUGAUUUCGAUAUACCUAGCGAAACUGAACUUUUAAGUGGGCCAUUGUAAAUUUCUAAUAAUAAACGUCUAUUUGAUUUGACAAAUAAAAAUAUUUGUACUAAAUAUUUUCUGUAAGAAAAAUAAAGUGAGAUCAUUUUAACGGCA